UCGGAUUGACAAGUUUUGGCGCCAACGCAAUCCAAACGAUGUUGCACAUUCAACACAAACAUUACAAUUAGCUUAUUUAAAAUGGAAGGGUUUGACGAAGCUGGGGUGUUUUUCUCCGACAAUUUCGGAGGAGAAAAUCAUCAAGAUGGAUCGCAAGUUAAUAUGCAAGCUGUAAAAAAGAAGUAUAAAGAAUUUCUGCGCACUUUCAGUGAGGAUAACUUCUUUUAUAAAUACAGAGAUACUUUGAAACGCAAUUAUUUAAAUGGAAGGUAUUUUCUUGAGGUUGAAAUGGAAGAUUUAACUGGUUUCGACGAAGUUUUAGCAGACAAACUGUACAAGCAGCCAACGGAACAUUUGCAAAUUUUCGAAGAAGCAGCUAGAGAAUUUGCUGAUGAGAUAACGUCACCUCGGCCAGAACAUGAGGAAAAUUUGCAUGAUAUACAAAUAUUACUCUCUUCUCAAGCCAACCCCACUAAUGUGCGAGAAUUGAAGUCUGAUAGUGUGUCUAAGUUGGUAAAAAUUGCUGGAAUUAUCGUGUCAGCAUCGGGUAUUAAAGCAAAAGCAACUCGAAUGUCAAUUAUGUGUCAGUCUUGCAGCACUGUUAUUCCUAAUUUAAAAGUAAAUCCCGGUUUGGAAGGAUUUUCUCUACCGCGUAAAUGCACAUCUGAACAGGCUGGACGGCCAAAAUGUCCGUUGGAUCCAUUUUUUAUAAUGCCUGAUAAAUGUAAAUGUGUUGAUUUUCAACUUUUAAAACUACAAGAGUUACCAGACUUUGUACCGCAGGGUGAAAUACCUCGUCACUUACAAUUAUUUUGUGAAAGGUCUUUGUGUGAACGUGUGGUGCCUGGAAAUCGAGCUCUCAUCCAAGGCAUUUAUUCAAUUAGGAAAGUUGGAAAGCCAUCUCGACAAGAUGGUCGCGAGAAAGCUGUUGUAGGAGUUCGCGCUCCUUAUAUGCGUGUUGUGGGAAUAAAAGUAGAUUCAGAAGGAUCUGGUGCUAUAUCACGCUAUAGUCACGUCACGGUUGAGGAAGAAGAAACUUUUCGUAGAAUGGCUGCUUCUCCCGAUAUAUAUGAGCGUUUAUCAAAAUCUCUAGCCCCUAGUAUAUUUGGUUCUGAAGACAUUAAGAAAGCGAUAACUUGUAUGUUAUUUGGAGGGUCCAGAAAACGUUUACCUGAUGGCCUAUGUAGGCGUGGAGAUAUCAACGUUUUGCUAUUGGGUGACCCUGGUACUGCAAAGUCUCAACUAUUAAAAUUUGUUGAAAAAGUUGCCCCAAUUGGAGUGUACACUUCUGGGAAAGGAUCUAGUGCUGCCGGGUUGACUGCUUCUGUUAUAAAAGAUCCUUCUACGCGAAACUUUAUAAUGGAAGGAGGAGCGAUGGUUCUCGCUGAUGGCGGAGUUGUUUGUAUAGAUGAAUUCGACAAAAUGCGUGAAGAUGAUCGUGUUGCUAUACAUGAAGCCAUGGAACAGCAAACAAUUUCUAUAGCUAAAGCAGGAAUAACUACAACACUCAAUUCACGCUGUUCCGUUUUAGCCGCUGCAAAUUCAAUUUUUGGUCGAUGGGAUGAAGCCAAAGGAGAAGAGAACAUUGAUUUCAUGCCAACAAUAUUAUCUCGCUUUGAUAUGAUUUUUAUUGUUAAAGACAUACAUGAUGAAUCUAGAGAUAUUACAAUGGCAAAGCAUAUAAUUAAUGUUCAUCUGUCGUCCAAUAAGAACACUCCAGUUGAACGCUCAGAAGGAGAGAUUUCAUUAACAAUCUUUAAAAAAUAUAUUCAUUAUUGUCGCACACAUUGUGGACCACGCUUAAGUGAAGAAGCAGGGGAAAAACUGAAAAGUCGAUAUGUAUUGAUGCGUAGUGGAGCAGGGCAACAAGAAAAAUCUGCUGACAAACGUUUGAGUAUUCCAAUUACUGUUCGCCAGUUAGAAGCAAUUAUUCGGAUCUCCGAGUCUUUGGCAAAAAUGAGACUACUUCCUUUCGCCACAGAUGAACAUGUGAAUGAAGCACUUAGGCUAUUUCAAGUUUCGACGUUAGACGCUGCAAUGACUGGUAGUUUGGCUGGUGUGGAAGGAUUCGCUACAGAAGAAGACCAGGAAAUAUUAAAUCGGAUCGAAAAGCAAUUAAAACGACGCUUUGCAAUUGGUUCACAAGUAUCUGAACAAAAUGUGGUUCAGGACUUUCUUCGGCAGAAAUAUGAUGAGAGAGCUAUUUUGAAAGUAAUACAUACAAUGAUAAGACGAGGUGAAUUACAACAUCGAAUGCAACGCAAAAUGCUAUAUCGAUUAUGUUAACUUUUAAUUAAUUUUUGAAAACCAAAUUUGAAUUUUUCAUAAUAUUGGCCUGAAUUUCGACUUUGUUUGUUGCUUUGCAUCGUUGCAAUUCCGAUGUCAAAUUACGCUUCUACUUUGUAUGGAUUUUGUCAUUUAAAAAUUUGAGCAGAGGGAUUCUAGCUUUUUUAGAAACUCAAUGCUUCGUAUUGAUAUAAAGCAAUAUGCAAUUUGGAACUCAGCUUUGCUGUUACAAAAUUGUUAUUAUUAUAAACUGCUACCACUAUGAUUUCAUACAACUUUAAGGUUCGAUCAAUGAUUAUUUAAAUAAAAGUCAACCACUAAAAA
Zeugodacus cucurbitae (melon fly) is the source of this 2610-nucleotide messenger RNA. It is a transcript of the gene Mcm5, whose product is annotated as DNA replication licensing factor Mcm5. Gene Ontology annotation, molecular function: single-stranded DNA helicase activity; DNA replication origin binding; 3'-5' DNA helicase activity. The record is from RefSeq and is a predicted model, not a curated record. Gene Ontology annotation, cellular component: nucleus; MCM complex. The transcript is spliced from 4 exons. Lineage: Eukaryota; Metazoa; Arthropoda; Insecta; Diptera; Tephritidae. The coding region runs from base 82 to 2286 and encodes 734 amino acids. Gene Ontology annotation, biological process: DNA replication; double-strand break repair via break-induced replication; DNA replication initiation.